This is a messenger RNA of Bacidia gigantensis, 684 nucleotides long. RefSeq lists its product as uncharacterized. Lineage: Eukaryota; Fungi; Ascomycota; Lecanoromycetes; Lecanorales; Ramalinaceae. The coding region runs from base 1 to 684 and encodes 227 amino acids. The transcript has a single exon. The record is from RefSeq and is a predicted model, not a curated record.
AUGUCAGCCUCUCCCAAGAAGAUCCACCAAGUCGCUCUCUUGCUCUUUCCAAAUGCCGAAAUCCUUGACUUCGCCGGCCCGGUAGAAAUGCUUUCAACUACUACCUACAACAACGACCUAUACAACCCAGAAUUCGCGUUUAGCAUCCACCCUAUCGCUCACGCGCCAACGGUCACUACGGGAAAUUGCUUGGUAAUUAACGUUGAAAUGACGAUCGAAGAGGCGACGAAGCGCGUUGAAGAGUUCGACGUCUUAGUUGUACCUGGGGGGCUUCCGACUCCGGAAAUGGCGAAGACUUCGUGCCCGGAGAUUGAGUUUAUCAAGGCUUUCAACGACGCGAAUCCAAAAAGGGAGAAUGGUGACGAGCGGAUCCAGCUUUCUGUUUGCACUGGAGCUCUGCUCAUUGCUGCGGCGGGUCAUUUGAAGGGGUUGAGGGCUACCACGCAUCAUUCAGCAUUGGAAGUGCUCAAGGAAAUCGAUGGUUCGAUUGAUGUUGUUCCUACUACCGGCGAUGGUGCGGUAGGUAGGUAUGUCGAUGGCGGACUGAAUUCGAAGAGAAUAAGAACUAUUACUGCUGGGGGCGUCACAUGUGGGCUCGAUGCCGGAUUGUAUGUUGCUGAAAUCAAGGUUGGCAAAGAGGCCGCAGAGAAUGUAGGAAAACAAUGUGAAUACAAAUGGAAGUAA